AAUCAGUAUUCUAAUGGCAGAUAUUUGAAACAUUGUCUUGGUCAUUAGACUAUCUUGCAAAUAUGGCUACUCCUGCACGAAACAAAGGUUCCAGUUUGCCUGUGGUUCCGUUGUCCCCAGAGCAGUUGUACAAGGAGGCCAUAGAAAAUGCUGCCAGUUACAACAGCAGAUUGUAUUUGGAAAGUCAGAUGCGACUGCCAUAUGUUGACUCCAAUACUGCCGUGGCACAAAGACAUAGUAAUCUAUGGGUCAGUUACAGACAGAGAAUUAUUACCAAGGUCACAGACAUAGAGACUGGAGAAGCAGAUAUGCACCAGAUCAGUACUAUAGAGAACCCAGCAGCCAGGAAAGAUGAAGAUGAGAACUCUAGCUCCAAUGUGCAUACAGCCAGCUCUGACUUUGUGUCUACAGACAUUGCCCUGAAGGAGACAUGGUAUGAUGACUAUGAGGAGAUCAGUGAACCACCAGAUGCUGGAGAGAUUGACAACCAAUCUGAUUAUAGUGACUAUGAAGAGACCUAUGUGAAAAAGAAGAAGAAAAAGAAAGGAGGGCCUGGUAGAGGGCGUGGCAGAAAACCUCACGCUGAGACCAUGAAGGAUGAUGACGUUGAAAAGCCAUAUUCUUGCGACAUGUGUUCAGCGCGUUACAAGACGCGGCCUGGACUGACCUAUCACCUGACUCACUUCCAUAACAGCAGUUUGGAGGACGAACACACACAGUCGCCCAAGAGCUCGUCAUUCAAUGAUGAGGGUACAGAGACUGCUCCUGGAACUAGCACUGCCCCGUCAGGUACAAAAUCUGGCCGCCACAAGAACUCCCCAAACAACUACUGUGACUUCUGUCUGGGCGAUGAAACGUUCAACAAGAAAACCAAGGUGUCGGAGGAGCUGGUAUCGUGUGCCGACUGUGGCAGAUCAGGCCACCCGACCUGUCUUCAGUUUACAGAAAAUAUGAUAGUGUCAGUCAAGAAGUAUCCCUGGCAGUGUAUAGAAUGCAAGUCCUGUGGUUUAUGUGGCACGUCUGAUAAUGAUGAUCAACUCCUGUUUUGUGAUGACUGUGACAGAGGCUAUCACAUGUACUGCCUAUCACCCCCUCUAUCUGAACCUCCAGAGGGGAGCUGGAGUUGUCACCUGUGUAUUGAAGAGUUUCAUGCUGGUAAACCCCCUGCUUGUAUGGCUGCACCACGAUAGUCACAGAGAAAGAGGAACAGUUUAAAUAGUGUCUUCUGUCAAGUGUCACUUUGAAACAUCAAGAAUCCAUGUCUUGUGGACUGUUUUGUGCUAAGGAAGUGGUGCACUCUGAAAAUAUCACGUUCUGUGGUUUAUUAGUCAACGUCAAAUAUUUCCAUAGUGACUGGCUGGGAAGAAAUGAAUUUUAUUUUCUAUACUUUCUUACUUCAUCAGAAGUAAUUUAAAGCAAUCAUGGUGCUGUAGAAAUCUGAUAGAAAUGAACUUGUCAUCCCAGCAACCACAAACAUGGCUUCCAGUCAGCUUUAGCAGGUGUGAGGUUGUUCCAAUUUAGGGGGGUAUUCUGACAGAACUCUGGAACCAGGGACCACAGCCUCAUAUCUGUGUCUGGGAUAACAUAUGACAAUUGCAAACUGAAGUCUUACUUCAGAUUUACCAAAAUUAAUCAUUAAAAUGUACUGUAUAUAUUAUAUACUAGACUUGUAAUGUUGAGCAGUUAGUGAGUAGUAAGAACACACUGUGAAUGUUUAUAUCUAAACAUUUUAAGUCAAAGAAAUCAAAAUGAAUGUUUAUGUAUUCAUGUUACAGUCAUUAGAUACUCAUUAAAAUAAGCUUUUGUAACAUUUAAUCAUGGGGUCAAUUAUCGGGUAACUUUUUUACUGCUUCAUGUUUUGUAUAAAAAGUCUGUAGUCAUAGUUCUUUUAGUUCUCCACAGAAUAUGCCCAACUUAUAAGUCAUCCAUCAUUUUGUGCACCAUAUUUUGUAAAUGUGUA
Messenger RNA from Lingula anatina, 1960 nucleotides. Its product is annotated as zinc finger protein DPF3-like. Gene Ontology annotation, biological process: nervous system development. The record is from RefSeq and is a predicted model, not a curated record. Gene Ontology annotation, cellular component: nBAF complex. NCBI's taxonomy places the organism in Eukaryota, Metazoa, Brachiopoda, Lingulata, Lingulida, Lingulidae.